CACUACUACUAUGAGAAAAAACAGAUCAUGAUUUGUUUUCUGAAGCAGCUGGUGUAAAUGACUGCUACUGCCUCCCAGACCAAGAUAACCUGCUCAGUCAGCUGGAGCCCCCUGUGGACAGCUGUCUCUCUGUCUCUCAGCUGAUGGAAACUGCUACUAACUGCUGAAUGGGGGAGAGUGAAGUAACAACCACAGCACCAGCUACAGCAGCAGCACCAGCCGCAACGGCAAGCAAGGGCUCUAUUGUUCCCUGGUGUUAAACAGCAUUCCCCCCUCAUUUCAACUGGCAUGCACAAUAGCUGGAAAGCCCUUUCCACGAAGCCCUCCCUGUGAAGAAAUUCUGAAGGAGGAAGAGCAAUUACUCACACCAGGGUUAUCUGUUGUGCUACAGAUAUUGUUUUUUAUUUAUAUAUAUCUGACACUGGAAGCCUGCUUCUGGAAGGCAUGAUGGGGCUGAGAGAGAGGAGUGCAACCUCAUUCGGUGGUCCAGGGGCUUCAGCUCUUUCAAGCAAGUGCACUGGAGUUCUUCUGCUUCUCCUCUUUGGAAUCUGGGGAGCUAGGACACAAAGUGAAUUUGAAACUUCAUCUGUCUAUUUGUGGAAGAUGGGUCCAUGGGGCAGAUGUAUGGGAGACGAAUGUGGCCCAGGAGGGACCCAAACUCGGGCCAUCUGGUGUGCCCAUGUUGAAGGAUGGACCACACUGCUCACAAACUGCAAGCAGGCAGAGAGGCCUGACAACCAGCAGAGUUGCUUCAAGAUUUGUGACUCACACAAGGAAUUGUAUGAUUGGCAAUUGGGCAACUGGAAUCAGUGCCAGCCAGUUCUUUUGAGGAGCUUAGAAAAGCCAACAGAAUGCAUCAGAGGGGAAGAAGGCAUUCAGAGGAGGGAUGUGAUAUGUGUCCAAAAAUCGAAUGGUGUUGUAGCCGACGAUGCAAUAUGUGAGUACUUUGAGCCAAAACCUCAGUUGGAACAGGGAUGCCUAAUCCCUUGCCGGAAGGACUGCAUUGUAUCCGAGUUCUCGGCCUGGUCAGAGUGUUCCAAGAGUUGUGGCAAAGGGUUGGCAUAUCGUUUUCGCCACAUUGUUGCCCCACCGCAGUAUGGGGGCUCUGCCUGUCCUAACCUGACUGAUUUUCAGGUUUGCAGCUCCUCUCCAUGUGCUACUGAAGAAAGCUUGUAUAGCCUGAAUGUGGGGCCAUGGAGUACCUGUUCAAUGCCCCAUUCACGGCACAUAAGGCAAGCCAGGAAACGUGGAAGGAACAAGCAGAAAGACAAAGAAAAAGACAAGGAGAAAGAUAAGGAGAAGGAGAAAGCAAUCAGGGAUCCAGAAGCCCGUGAGCUUAUUAAGAAGAAGAGGAAUCGUAACAGACAGAACAGACAGGAGAACAAAUAUUGGGACAUACAAAUUGGAUACCAGACGAGGCAGGUGAUGUGCACUCACAGAAAUGGGAAGACCGUUGCCUUGAGCUUUUGUCAGCAAGAGAAGUUGCCAAUUACCUUCCAGUCUUGUGUGAUGCCUAAGGAAUGCCAGGUCUCAGAAUGGUCUGAAUGGAGCCCAUGUUCCAAAACAUGUUUUGAUAUGACAUCUCCUAAAGGUAAUCGUACAAGAACACGGACCAUUAAGCAGUUUCCUAUUGGCAGUGAAAGUGAGUGUCCAGAACUUGAAGAAAUGGAGCAGUGUAUAUCUCAAGGAGAUGGGGUGGCUCCGUGUAUCACGUACGGCUGGAGAACAACAGAAUGGACAGAAUGUCGCAUUGACCCUUUACUUAGCCAACAGGAUAAACGACGAGGGAAUCAAACUGCUCUUUGUGGAGGUGGAAUUCAGACUCGGGAGAUAUAUUGUGUGCAAGCUAAUGAAAAUCUCCUCUCCUAUUUAAAUACUCUCAAGGAAAAAGAAGAAAGUCAGUCACAGAGUACAUCGAAGGCUAGUGCUGCACCACUCCUGUCCAUCACUUUUGAAAUAACAGCAUCUAAACCUGUGGAUUGGAAACUGUGCACAGGCCCAACUCCUAUUACAACUCAGUUGUGCCAUAUUCCAUGUCCCAUAGAGUGUGAGGUAUCAGCCUGGUCAGCUUGGGGGCCAUGUACAUUUGAAAGCUGUGAUGACCAACAGGCCAAAAAAGGUUUUAAACUGAGAAAACGGCGCAUCACCAAUGAACCUACAGGAGGCACUGGCAACUGUCCUCAUUUACUUGAAGCCAUUCCAUGUGAAGAGCCUUCUUGCUAUGACUGGAGAGUAGAUAGACUGGAAGAAUGCAUUCCAGACAAUGAAAAGGAGUGUGGGCCUGGUACUCAGAUUCCUCAGGUGGUCUGUAUCAACAGUGACGGAGAAGAGAUUGAUAGACAGCUGUGCAGAGAUGCUAUCUAUCCAGUCCCCAUUGUCUGUGAAGUUCCAUGCCCAAAGGACUGUGUUCUCAGCACAUGGUCAGGAUGGUCUUCCUGUUCUCACACCUGCUCAGGAAAAACCACAGAAGGAAAACAGAUGCGUGCUCGCUCCAUCUUGGCAUAUCCAGGUGAAGGUGGACUUCAGUGCCCAAACAGCAGUUCACUUCAGGAAACACGCAACUGCAAUGAACACCCAUGUACAGUGUACUAUUGGCAGACAGGAGCUUGGGGUCAAUGUAUAGAGGAUGUCUCUGUGUCAGCAUUCAAUUCUUCUGCUGGCUGGAAUGGGGAGGCCACUUGUGCCGUUGGAAUGCAGACAAGAAAAGUCAUCUGUGUGAGGGUCAAUGUGGGACAAGUAGGACCCAAAAAGUGUCCUGAAAGCCUUCGACCUGAGACUGUAAGACCUUGCUUGCUGCCCUGCAGGAAAGAUUGUAUUGUAACUCCAUACAGUGACUGGACACCUUGUCCUUCCUCCUGUCAAGAAGGGAGUGCUUCAGUAACAAAACAGUCUCGACAUCGGGUUAUACUGCAGCUCCCUGCAAAUGGUGGUCGUGACUGCCCUGAUACUUUGUAUGAAGAAAAGGACUGUGACCCCUCUCCUGUCUGCCUGUUUUACAGGUGGAAGACACACAAAUGGCGCAGGUGUCAACUUGUACCAUGGUAUGUUCGCCAAGAUAGCCCUGGUGCUCAGGAAACAUGUGGUCCUGGUCUACAAGCAAGAGCUAUUACUUGUCGAAAACAAGAUGGUGGCCAAGCUGAUAUUGGUGAAUGCCUUAAAUACGCAGGCCCAUUGCCACCUUUAACACAGCUUUGCCAAAUCCCUUGCCAAGAUGACUGUCAGUUCACAAGCUGGUCAAAGUUCUCUUCUUGCAAUGGGGACUGUGGAGCAGUUAGGACAAGAAAGCGUUUUCUUAUUGGAAAAAGUAAGAAGAGGGAGAAAUGUAAAAACCCACAGCUGUAUCCUCUGAUUGAGACUCAAUUCUGCCCAUGUGACAAGUAUAAUGCUCAGCCAGUGGGAAACUGGUCAGACUGCAUUUUACCUGAGGGCAAAGUGGAUGUCCUACUGGGAAUGAAAGUACAAGGAGACAUCAAAGAGUGUGGACAAGGCUACCGCUACCAAGCCAUGGCUUGUUAUGAUCAAAACGGCAGACUUGUUGAAACAUCCCGAUGCAAUAGUCAUGGAUACAUUGAGGAAGCCUGCAUCAUUCCUUGCCCUUCAGACUGCAAGCUCAGUGAAUGGUCCAACUGGUCUCGAUGUAGUAAAUCAUGUGGCAGUGGAGUUAAAGUCAGGUCUAAAUGGCUCCGGGAGAAGCCCUACAAUGGUGGAAGGCCCUGCCCUAAGUUGGAUCAUGUCAAUCAGGCUCAGGUAUAUGAGGUGGUCCCGUGCCACAGUGACUGCAGUCAGUACAUUGGAGUCCCUGAACCCUGGAGUGUAUGCAAAGUGACUAAUGUGGACUCAAAGGAGAAUUGUGGUGAAGGUGUGGAAACCAGAAAAGUGAGAUGUAUGCAAAACACUAUGGAUGGUCCUUCAGAUGUUGUUGAAGACUACUUAUGUGACCAAGAAGAGUUGCCUAUCGGUGCUAGAAAAUGUACACUGCCUUGUCCAGAGGACUGUGUCAUGUCAGAAUGGGGCCAGUGGUCUAGAUGUUUAUUGCCAUGUAAUGGAAGCAGUGUGAGGGAACGGAGAGCAGAAGUUAUGAGGCAACCUCAAGAAGGAAAGGCCUGCCCUCCAGCUGUGGAGACAGAAACUUGCAGUCUGAACAAAAAUUGUUACCACUAUGAAUACAAUGUGACAGACUGGAGUACAUGUCAGCUAAGUGAGAAAGCUGUCUGUGGUAAUGGGAUCAAAACAAGAAUGCUUGAUUGUGUUCGUAGUGAUGGCAAGUCAGUUGACCUGAGGUACUGUGAAGAGCUUGGCUUGGAAAAGACAUGGCAUAUGAACACAUCCUGUACAGUGGAAUGUCCUGUGAACUGUCAGCUUUCUGACUGGUCUCCAUGGUCGGAGUGCUCUCAGCCUUGUGGCCUUGCAGGAAAGAUGAUACGAAGAAGAACUGUUAUCCAGCGCUUCCAAGGUGAUGGGAGACCUUGUCCUUCACAAAUGGAACAAUUCAAGCCCUGCCCAGUAAAACCUUGCUAUCGAUGGCAGUACAGUCAGUGGGCUGAAUGCAAAGUUGAGGAUGCUCAGUGUGGAGAAGGAACAAGAGUCAGAAAUAUUUCCUGUAUGGUCUAUGAUGGAUCAAGUGAUGAUACUGGCAAAAUAGUGGAUGAAGAAUUUUGUGGGGAAAUAGAACCAGUUGUGGAUGGGAAUAAGAAAAUUGUACUUGAAGAAACUUGUACCUUACCUUGUCCAGGUGACUGUUACUUAAAGGAGUGGUCAGAGUGGAGUCUUUGUCAGUUGACCUGUGUCAACGGUGAAGAUCUUGGUUUUGGUGGAAUACAGGUUCGAUCACGAGCAGUGAUUAUUCAAGAUCUGGAAAAUCAGCACCUCUGCCCUGAGCAGGUUUUGGAAACAAGGCAAUGUAAUGAUGGUCAGUGUUUUGAAUACAAAUGGAUGGCCAGCCCAUGGAAAGGAUCUUCUCGGACAGUAUGGUGCCAGAGGUCAGAUGGUUUGAAUGUUACAGGAGGAUGCUUACUGAUGCACCAACCAGAGGUUGACAGAUCAUGUAAGCCACCCUGCAGUCAACCCUAUUCUUACUGUAGUGAGAUUAGAACUUGUACUUGUGAAGAAGGGUACACAGAAGUGAUGUCUUCUGAUGGCACACUUGAGCAAUGCACUCUCAUCCCGGUGGUAGCCAUCCCCACAGUGGAAGACAAAAAGGGAGAUGUAAAAACCAGUCGAGCUGUGAACCCCACACAGCCAUCCAAUACGCAAACAGGACGAGGAAGAACUUGGUUCCUGCAGCCUUUUGGACCAGAUGGGAUGCUGAAGACCUGGGUUUAUGGUGUUGCUGCUGGUGCAUUUGUUUUGCUCAUCUUUAUUAUUUCUAUGAUAUAUCUAGCCUGCAAAAAGCCAAAGAAGCCUCAAAGAAGACAGAACAACCGUCUGAAACCUUUAACGCUGGCUUAUGAUGGAGAUGCAGACAUACUCAUCAGUUAAUACAGCCUAUAUGAAGAUACAAAAAAUGGUACACCGUGUUCCAGUUUCCUAAUGUAAGCAGGGGGAUUCUAAUGCACUCUAGAGCUGAUUCAUCUAGAAUGGCUGUCCUAUUGAUAAUCCUGGGAGUAGAAUUGAUAUUUUCAAGAAUUUCUUUCGAUGGGGCAGCACUCCAAUCCAGUGUCAUUCCAUGAGUGUAUCCAGAGCUCUGCCUGAUGUCAGCUUUUUAAAAAAUACUCCUUGCAAUAUAACUACUUCCAGCUGCUUAAUUUCUUUCAGUAAUCUCUUCUGUUCAAAUGGGUUUUCAGUGUAUUACUUACUAAGAUGAAGCCUAUUUUGCUGCUAGUGCUCUGCAACCUUUCCAAGAUACAAGGUCAUUCUUCCUAAGAUAGCAUCUGUGUCUAUCUUGAUCUAGUUAUAAGCAUAUAAAUAAGCAAUAUAAUUAAUCAACUUUAAUCAGGCAUCUGUUAAAACAACAUUAUUGGUUUGGUUUCUCAGGUGUCUGUCAAUAAGCUAAACUGUUCCUAAUGUGCCCAAGAUGCCUGGGUCAUUAUGCAGUGAUCAUUAAAGCCAAUAUUAUCAUUUGUUUCUGGCCAAGAUAGCUACCUAAAUGGACAAAAAGGAAAAAAAAGGGAGGGAAAGGAUGCUUUUUGGUACUAUUCUAAAUGGUCCUGAGUAUGGGUGAAGCUCCUCUUCAAAAGCCCAGCUGGCUCACAUCAAGCAUAUUUCUUUGUUUUGUUGUUGAUUUCCACACACCCACCCCAAAUAGGUUCCAGUGGGGAGAUGAUCACUUACACCAGCUCCAGCCUGUUAUAGAAGGGGAAAUCCUGGGGCUACACCUGCAGAUGAAGGAGCUUUGGAUCCAUAGUCAUUUUUGUUCUCUCUCUAUCCCAGAAUUCCAAAUUUUGAGGCCUACUUCUAGUGGGAAGACCACUACUGGUACAGUUAUACCUUUUCUCUAGGUUAAUGUGGCAUCUUUAGAACAGAUACAAUGCCCAAUACUAGUGGAGAGACACCACCUUCCCAUUCAUCUUCAAGCAGUCUGUGCAGAUAUGCGGAAAAGAAAUGCUCUGCCCAUUCUUCACCCCAAAGUUAUAGUUACUAUCUUGAUUAACUUGUUGAGAACUCUACCCUAGACUCCCACCAUACGCUUUAUCAUCCUCAUCCACACAAUGUCAACAGUAGUCCUAUCUCAAACUGCUUUUGUUAAAAAUAAGGAUUAAUCAUAAUUUAUGGCAUGAAUCUACAAUGAGUUGUAAAAAAAAUAGGGAUGGAAAAGGGGGAAAAACAGGGGAAAGAAUUUUGCUGGAUUUGAUAAGAACCAAUUUGCUUCACCCAAAACUUGUUCCAAGAUGAAAUGCAGCUUAUCUCAAAAAAAUCCACACAUUUGCAUGUCUUGUGGAGGCAUUUUGUAGGAAUGAAUGACUAAAAAUGCAUAAAGCCAGAUAUGUAGACACAAACAUGCCUCAGCCAGUGAAGAAAGUGCAUGCACUAAAUGCAUUAACAAAUAUAUAUAUUGGGAAAAUAUGUAAAGCAUACGGUUUUCAAACAAAAUAUUACAAUCUAAUAAAAGUAUAAGGGCAGGAUGGGAAUUCAAAUAAGAUUCAAAGAUAUGCUGUGAAACAGAGUAAAAGUUUUUCACCUCCCUAAAUCUAAACAGCUUUGAGCAACAAUUCUUUAGAACGCAUGGUAGUAUGUUUUAAAAUAAAUGUGAAACACAACCAUCUUAUUCAUAUUAAAGCUGGAAACUAAAUAGAUAAUAGAGAGGUGGGCUUGUGGGAUUUGUUGUCAAAAACAUUUGGGGACGCAAGUCCAUUCUCCACCUCUGUGCUCCUGAAUAUUUAGUUGAACCUUACUAUAUCAACAAUGCAACUCAAUCCAUGUUUACUUGGCAGCAAAUAGUGAGGUUUACUCCCAGGUGACAUUGAAAACAUCUGAUGUGUGCACUCUGAUUUUACAUGAGCGAGUUAAAAAAAAGAGGUGCAUGAAAGCUUACAACCUGAAGAAUUCUCUUUCAUUAUAAAGAGAGAUAAUUAUUUUAAAAGAUUAUUGGAGCAGUAGGAAGUCUACAGUUGCAGUCUGGAUUAUGUUAAAUCUAGAUAUCAGAAGGUAGCACUGAAGCAGUAAUUUUAAAAAUAUCUGUAUAAAAAUAAGUUACUUUUGAAAUGUAUUUCUACAAAUUCAGUGCCUAAAGCAGCUACUACAGUAGAUUGUUGGUUUGUGAAGAUAAUGUUUUCAGUGAUCAGCUAUCUUUAAUCCAUUACGACACUAGCUGAGUAGACAUUUUCCUCUAGUGGCCAUUUGCAAUUUCUGUUUUAAAACUGUGGGUUUUUAAGAUUGCAGCAUCUCUUCUGAGUCCUGAAACCAUUUCUCCCCAACGUUUCUGAUUCUGCACAAGCUAGAUAAUAUUUGUUACAGCAAUCUGCUUUCAAAUCCCUGUUAAAGAAAUUGUCAGCAUUUCCACCCCUUUACCACAUUUGCCAUUGCAAAAAUGAUUAAUUUAAAAUAAUAUUUGUACACAUCAAUGUAUAAAUCAAGCAUCUCUGGAAGGAAACAGGUUUGUCUUUCAAAUCUUUUGUAAAUUGUGCUCACCCAAAGUUUUUUUUAAAAAUUAUUUUGCCUAACUUACACUGCAAUCCUAUAUAUGUCUACUUAGAAAUAAACCUCAUUGAACUGAAUGGGGCUUACUCUUAAGUAGAGGUACUCUAAGUAAUUGGAUGGGGCUUACUCUGAAGUAAGUGUGUAUAGGACUGCAGCCUCAAUUUACUUGAAUUUUAUUUUAUUUUAUUUAUUUGUAGAGUGUGAAGGCAGCUGUCUGGGGAAUGUUUACCCUUUUUUUGUUAAUUUGUAAAUGGUGUAAUGCAUUUUUUUUAUUUUUAAAAUUAUGUAUAUUCCUUUUUUUAAAAAAAAUGCACAAAACAUUUUACGUACAACUACUGCAAAUUUGUGUAUAUUGUCACCAAGCUUUAUUCAGUUAAUGCGGAUUACAUCUGAAAAUGUAAACAUACUUACAUUUUCAUAUGUGGUAUUUGUACAUAACUGAGGUAAUGCAGACAAUAAAU
Messenger RNA from Sceloporus undulatus (fence lizard), 8537 nucleotides. It is a transcript of the gene THSD7A, whose product is annotated as thrombospondin type 1 domain containing 7A. The transcript is spliced from 31 exons. Bases 445 to 5478 code for a protein of 1677 amino acids. Gene Ontology annotation, cellular component: plasma membrane. Gene Ontology annotation, biological process: actin cytoskeleton organization. NCBI's taxonomy places the organism in Eukaryota, Metazoa, Chordata, Lepidosauria, Squamata, Phrynosomatidae. The record is from RefSeq and is a predicted model, not a curated record.